CCUCAUGAAUCUCUCUCUCUCUCUAUUUUCCUCAUUUCAUAUGUAUAAAACCACCGCUGUUUCUUUUCUCUUCCUUAUCUGGGCAAUGUUAGAAACCGAUAUAUAACUUGACAAAAAUUAAAAAGAAAAAAAUGGAACUGAGCUUGGUGUUUGUUCCGAAGACCAUUUCUGAUAUAAUUUCGGAAGUUUCAGCGAUCGGAGAUUGUUCUCAGAAGCUCUCGAAGCUUGAAGAUUACGUCAAGAGAUUGGAAGAAGAGAGGACGAAAAUCGACGCUUUUAAGCGCGAGCUUCCUCUUUCUGUGCUUCUUGUUAACGAUGCUAUUGGGAGGUUGAGAGAAGAAGAGAAGGCGAUAAAGAGCGAAGAAACGCGAGGGAUUGUGGAGUUGAUGCCGUUGAAGGGGAAUUCCGAGAUCGGAGGGGUAAAAUCGGAAAGUGAUUUCAGCGACAAGAGGAACUGGAUGAGCUCUGCUCAGCUAUGGAUGAGCUCAAAUGUCGAUUCUGACCCUGACAAGCAAACUACCCCUAUGUCAGACCUCAAAACGAGAAGUGAAGAAGAAGAGAGGUCCCAAGUUUCAACUGGGGUGUGUAAUUACAGAAGCAGAGGGGCAUUUGUGCCAUUCAAGGUGGGUGCUAGUUCACAAUCACAAGUCCCAAGCCUCUCUCUGAUGCCUCCAAUGCCUGAGCUUGGUGACUCUAAGAAAAACGACAACAAUCCAACUUCAAAGACUAGCCAUGGUAGUACUAGUAUUACUUGCAGAGGCGUUUCUGGUUCAAAUUUUCUGACGGACCAAGUGAAAUUGGCCACCAAAUCACAAACCCAACAACAACAACAACAACAAACGAAUAAUCAUCAUCAUCACCAACAACAACAACAACAACAAACGAAUAAUAAUCAUCAUCACCAACAACAACAGCCGUUUAGGAAGCAAAGGCGGUGCUGGUCCCCUGAGCUUCAUCGUCGUUUUGUUGAUGCCUUGCAACAACUUGGUGGCUCCCAAGCAGCUACGCCCAAGCAGAUAAGAGAGCUUAUGCAAGUGGAAGGGCUAACUAAUGAUGAAGUAAAGAGCCAUUUACAAAAAUACAGACUUCAUGUGAGAAAGCUCCCAAAUUCCUCCGGUGCACAAGGAGGAAGUGGCUUAUGGAUGGCCCAAGAUCACAGUGGAGACAACUCAAAGGCAAAUAAUACGAACAUGUCUCAGUCUAGUUCUCCACAGGGUCCUCUUGGUGCAAGUGGGUCUAAUAAGGCUUUAUCAAACACUGGAGAUGAUAGUAUGGAAGCCGAAGAAGAUGAGAAAUCUGACGGCCAUAGUUGGAGAGGCGGCGGCGGCAGCGGUGACAAUCACAAAGCUGUUGAAGAAGAUGUAUAGUUAAAAUACUCUUGAAUAUACCCCAUGAAUUUUGCAGAUAACUAUGAACAUGGGAAAAUCAUAUUAUUAUCUGAAUUUGAGGGACGUGUUAUUGUUAAUAAGUUUGACGAGUACUAGAGAGGGGUUUGAGGCACUACUACAAGGGAGGUGACGAUGAGAUUUUUCUCCCCUUGUUACUUGCAAGUUUGUUUACUGAGGUUUUGUUCUUUAUUGGCUGCUUAUGGAUUGUAGGAAGUGACUUAACAGUGUUUCCCUUACUCUGAGGUUCAAUUUAAUAGCGCUAAACUUACUAUAAA
This is a messenger RNA of Morus notabilis, 1663 nucleotides long. Its product is annotated as transcription factor HHO5. The record is from RefSeq and is a predicted model, not a curated record. Bases 132 to 1367 code for a protein of 411 amino acids. The transcript has 5 exons. NCBI's taxonomy places the organism in Eukaryota, Viridiplantae, Streptophyta, Magnoliopsida, Rosales, Moraceae. Gene Ontology annotation, biological process: regulation of DNA-templated transcription. Gene Ontology annotation, molecular function: DNA binding; DNA-binding transcription factor activity.